Corythoichthys intestinalis (scribbled pipefish) is the source of this 1206-nucleotide messenger RNA. RefSeq lists its product as uncharacterized. Bases 247 to 870 code for a protein of 207 amino acids. NCBI's taxonomy places the organism in Eukaryota, Metazoa, Chordata, Actinopteri, Syngnathiformes, Syngnathidae. The transcript is spliced from 3 exons. The record is from RefSeq and is a predicted model, not a curated record.
AUCCUAUAACUAAGAGACCUACGGAGUAUUUUAAAUUGUGUUGAGGUCACUUUAUGUUUAUUUAAAGAGCAUAUGACACGAGAAAAAAAGUCUUAAAUAGCAUUAUUGUGUGAAUUAGAAUCAUAUUUUGAGACGAUUCGACUAUAUACAGCAAAUUUGCAAAGCACAGAUAACGAGAAAUUAGACUUUUAAUGUGCUGUUAGGCCCCUCCUCCUGUUAAAGCCCGCUGGCGCCGCCAUCUUGCUGAUGACGUCAGCGGUAGAACGAUUUCAGGCAGCUUUAGCAUUGAGCCCAAUGGAGGAGGAAACAUUUUCCAGCGAUUCUGGUUCAAGUUUGGAAUUUUCAAACAUAAUUGGCGAUCCAGAGGAAGUAUGUGCCAUACAGCCAUAUAGGUUUGAGCCAUAUUUGGAGGAAAAAGAUAUGGAAUCAGAAAGCAGCGACACAGACGAGACUGAGCCAAACUCCCAGGAUGACCACAGCAGACUGGGCAACACUGCAUGGUGUUCAUGUGAAUGCUGUGCAGUGAUGCCCACAGUAGAUGAGUGCGUUUGCUGUGGUGAACAGGAGCGAGUCAGGGAGAAGAUGGAGGGGGCUGGGGUCCAAUGUAUUACCCAGCACCCUGGAUUUCAGCCCGUGUGCCUGAACGUAGACGUCCUUCAGACAGCCUAUUAUGCCUACAGGCAAAAUUAUGAGGACCAGUCAGGAAACAACUGGAAACGUUACACGGCGUAUCGCCAGUUUGUGCGCUGGGUGUACGAGUUCCUGGGGCGGAGGAUCAGGGUUCCUCUACCAGCCUGUGUGGUCGCGCAGAUCAGGACAAGCUUCCCAUCACCGGAGUUUGUUGGAUACCAACCUUGUAAUCCUCCCUAAAACUCCAAGUUGAAUAAAAUAUUGUAAUCGUUUCAUUAUACAGUCAUCCUGAUGUGAUUUUUAAAAGAAUAUCUCUACUUCAAUAUUUUUGCAAGCCUCAGUGGUUAGUCUUAUUACAUAUUUGCUAAGUGCAAUACAAAAAUUAUAUUUCCAUGACAAAGUAUUGUACUGAAUGGAAUAUGGAAAUAUGACAAAUGCAAGGACGUUAUAAGAUACUUAUUUCUGACAUGCUGAUACAAGUAAAAAACAAUUGCUACUGUAUCAAGCUCAAGACAAUGAUUUGGAAAAAUACACAAAAUGGUUUUAUUCACCGGAAUUUAAGUGUGCCAUUAUAUU